UUAUUUCAGCUGUGAUCGCUCUUGACGUGGAAACCGAACCGGAAGUGCAUGGAAUGGUUGAACGUUCGCUUACCCUCGCAUGCCGAUUUUCAGACGCCUCCGAACACUCUUUCAGGCGACUCUUAAAUUGGUAUAUGAGGCGGGAGGGCGACCCUAAAAUAGAACAUGUGUUGAGUAUGAUUGACAGCGAGGAUCCUACGGUUUAUGGGACGUACGCUGGAAGAGCGGAGAUGUUGGGCGAACAGGGCGACAUGCAAAUCACUAGCCUUGAACUUGUCGAUGAGGGCGUGUACACAUGCGAGGUCGAUUACUACGUGGCGCACGAGAAAGGAUCCGGAAACACCGAAGUAAUCAUCAGUAAGAUUGUAGACCAAAUCACCAUAUUUGGUCACGGAGAAGGUCGAGAUGGCGAGCAGGUUGUUAAGUAUUUUCCUCCGGGUGAACCCCAGACGCUUAUAUGCCGUGCUUCACGGGCCAAACCGGUAGCCUUACUGAAGUGGUAUAAGGAUGAUGAGGAACUUACUGAGACCGAAGAAACCUACGAAGAAAGUACCGACGGUACAUUCAACACGAUCAACACGCUACAGUUCACGUCACACAAAUCUGACGACGGAGCUGUUCUCAAAUGUGAAACUAACCAGGAACCAGAGAUAGAACUCAAGAAGUCUGCAACUAUGAUCAUAA
Molecule: messenger RNA, 684 nt
Organism: Saccoglossus kowalevskii
Lineage: Eukaryota; Metazoa; Hemichordata; Enteropneusta; Harrimaniidae
Product: cell adhesion molecule 3-like
Source: RefSeq, a predicted model, not a curated record